UAGUUUAAGUUGAACUCUCUAGCAAUUCUCAAAAGUUAUAUAAAGUAAUAUAACUAGUUUUUGAAAGCUUAGAACAAAGAAAAAUGAAGGUUGUGUCACCAAUGAUGUUGGCUCUUAUGUUAAGGGAGAAAAGACCUACUAACAAUGCCAUGAUUAGCUAUGAUAUUGUGAAAAAUAGGACUCAACAACAACAUAGAUUGAUGGUGGGAAGAGCCAGCAAUCGGUCCGGGGUCCAUGGCACUCAUCUACCUGCUAUAGAUGACAUUGAUAAUGUGGAAGUGGAGAAGGAGAUCAACAAAGGUAAGAAGGAUAAAGAGGAGAAGAGAAAAGAAGUUGAGGAAACAGUGGACUCACACCUUAGCCAUUCUGGUCAAGAUAAAUACCCCAAGUCUUCCCCUACCAAAUAGUUCAAUUUCUUUUUUCUUUUUCUUUUUUUUUUUUUAAAAAAAUUAUUUUUUUUUUAUUUUAUUUUAAAAUUCCUAUUCUAGAAAAUGUAAGUUUCUUUGACUUAUCGUCUUAGCUCUCUUUGGCAUGCAUGCAUAAGACUAUAAUAACAUGCGUGUUAUUGAACAAGAAAUUGUAAAUUUGUACCAAGUUUCUCCAAUAAUCUCCAUGAGAAAUAAUAUGCUCUUUUCAUCUCUUAUGGUUCCUAAAGGUGUGAAGGCUAACACAAU
Molecule: messenger RNA, 674 nt
Organism: Chenopodium quinoa (quinoa)
Lineage: Eukaryota; Viridiplantae; Streptophyta; Magnoliopsida; Caryophyllales; Amaranthaceae
Exons: 2
Coding region: 84-407 (107 amino acids)
Source: RefSeq, a predicted model, not a curated record